AUGGCGAGUACAUUGACUGACGACAAACGAACUCAAUUACAGCCCGUCUGCCAGAACUGCGGCACCUCCACCACACCCUUGUGGCGUAGGGACGAAUCCGGCUCCGUGCUUUGCAAUGCCUGCGGCUUGUUCCUCAAGCUGCACGGGCGGCCUCGUCCGAUAAGCCUGAAGACCGAUGUGAUUAAAAGUCGCAACCGCGUGAAGACUGGCCAGGGCCCCAAACGCAAGUCUGGCGGCCCUAUCGAUGCCAACGGUCUCGCGACACAACCCGAUGUGGGAACCCCGCCUAUGGGCUCGCAUGGCUACCGUCGCGCGUCGCGUAAGAUGUCCCCGGGACACUCGGAUCGCUCAAAUUCCCCCUUGUCGCGAACAGAGACACCCGGCUUUGCCUCCAUGCACAACUCGAACAUCGCGCCCCAGCACAUGUUUGAUAGCGUCACUCGAGGGGACGGUUCUCUGAACUCGGGUCUUCCUUCCUUUCCGCUGCGUCAACCUUCUCCGUCUGCCGUGGAUCGUCAGCUCGACUCCCCGCAGACAUAUGAAAGCCUGUUGGCCCUCAACACGUCCCUGAAGACCCGCGUCAGUGAGCUUGACCUGAUCAAUGAGCUGUUCCGUGGACGAGUCGCAGAACUCGAGCAGAGUGACGCUAGCGCGCGUCGAUCGGAGAUGAUCGCCCGCGAUUCCGAGUCUCGUCUGCGCCGAUCGCUCGAAGAGUCCCAGCACCGCGAGGAAGAGCUCAAGCGACAUAUCAAUGAUCUAGAACGUCAGUUAUCUGGUGAUGGGGAGUUCUUAGAGCCCCACGCCAAACGAAUCCGACUGUCGGACGUGGUAGAGCAAUCACCCGAGCAAUCUCCGACGCAGACCAAAUCACCAAGCAGUGCUUAA
Messenger RNA from Penicillium odoratum, 885 nucleotides. Its product is annotated as putative GATA transcription factor (AreB). Lineage: Eukaryota; Fungi; Ascomycota; Eurotiomycetes; Eurotiales; Aspergillaceae. Gene Ontology annotation, molecular function: RNA polymerase II cis-regulatory region sequence-specific DNA binding; DNA-binding transcription factor activity, RNA polymerase II-specific; zinc ion binding. Gene Ontology annotation, biological process: negative regulation of transcription by RNA polymerase II; positive regulation of transcription by RNA polymerase II. The transcript has 2 exons. The record is from RefSeq and is a predicted model, not a curated record. The coding region runs from base 1 to 885 and encodes 294 amino acids.